Coregonus clupeaformis (lake whitefish) is the source of this 3123-nucleotide messenger RNA. Its product is annotated as probable pleckstrin homology domain-containing family N member 1. The record is from RefSeq and is a predicted model, not a curated record. The transcript is spliced from 16 exons. The coding region runs from base 114 to 2273 and encodes 719 amino acids. Gene Ontology annotation, biological process: positive regulation of apoptotic process; 3'-UTR-mediated mRNA destabilization; response to hypoxia. Gene Ontology annotation, cellular component: mitochondrial membrane; cytoskeleton. Gene Ontology annotation, molecular function: phosphatidylinositol phosphate binding; cardiolipin binding; phosphatidic acid binding. NCBI's taxonomy places the organism in Eukaryota, Metazoa, Chordata, Actinopteri, Salmoniformes, Salmonidae.
UAAGCACACUGCCUCCUCACCGUCUGCUUUGGAUUACACAGUCACCAUCACAGAGGGAAUAUAAUACAGGACAUCUAUAGAGGAGCGGACAGCCCCAACAACAGUAGAGCAACAUGGGGAGCAGCAUGUCAUGUGUUCCCCAACACAACUUCAGGUUCUCCAGCAAGAGUUUCAUACGCAGGAACAGCAGCCGCUUGUUCCGUAAUAAGUAUCCCCAGGAAGGACAGGAGAAGUCCAACAGCAUCAUCAAUAUUCUCUGCACUGUCACUCCCAGGAAGGAGAUGACCCAUAAGGAUCUGCAGAAGAUCGAGAACAUUAAGUGGGAACCACCGUUCCCUUACGACCCGGCCAGUGGUUGGAAGAAGAGUAGCAUCAAUGUCAAGAACUACGGCAGGAUGGUCCACAGCUCUAAAGUCCGCUUCCGCUUUCUCCACUGCCAGGAUGUGCAUGACUGCUACCUGGACCUCUUCCAGACACACCUUCAUUUUGUCUCCAACAACACCACUGGACUCACCUACCAGGGGACUCUUCCUCUGAAAGAGCUCACCAUCUGCAACCUGCAGCAGAACUGUAACCACAGCCAACUCCAGGAAUUUGCCUUCCAGAUCAACGGUGUCAGCCUGAACCCCAUCAUCGUCUACUGCUCCAACCAGGAGGAGAUGGACAUGUGGUUCGGCCUGCUCAAAGAACACAUCGAGAUCAACGGAGGCUCCCCCAUCGCACCUAUCGAGACCUACACCAGGGUUAAGCAGAACGUAAAGGAGAGCACGGAGUGGAGAGAGGACCUGAGGAACUCAAUCAGUAAAGACCCCAUCUAUGAGUGGGAGGGUUCUCAGCGUGAGAGUCUGGGGCCCAUCACGUUCGUGACCAAAGUCCGUCUGCAGCACCUCCCCUGCCAGGAGCAGAGUGACAGACUACUGGUGAUGUACCCAGCCACUCUGAUCAUCCUAUCAGAAGAGAGCCACGGCCUUUUCUACAAGGGGAAACUUCCACUUAACAUGGUCACUGUGACCACACCCUGCCAGGACGUCAAGCCCAACACCUUCAUGAUCGAAGGCAAGAUGAUAAACCCUAUCGUGGUGUCCUGUCCGGAUAAGAGGGAGUUCUGCGACUGGAUCCAGCACUUCAAAGCCUUCGAUGUCCCUGUGCUCAGCCCCCCGCCCCCCGUUUAUGACAUAAUCUACACCCCCACGCCGAGAGAGGCUCCAGAGUUUGAUAGGUGGAGUGGGAACAGCCAGAGCCGGAGUGAGUCUCUGAGGCUGGGGCAGUCUGCUGGGAGUGAGUCACGGGGAUCUGGGUCCGGGUCCCACCACCUCCAGUUCCCCCCUAGACAUGAGGACAACCCUCUGUCCCCAGGUUACACAGAACCACUAUGUUACAACUCCAUUCGGCCCUCCUCCACCGAGACGGCUCGGCUGGGCAGCGGCAGUAACAGCGUGUCGUCCCACGCCGCCAGGCCCGAGCGUGACCUCCGACCUUUGUCACAGCGCUGCUCCUACCUCCCCCCAGAGGGGCCGGUGGUGCUGUCCCCCGUGUACAACACCCCCUACUCAGGCCUGCACCGUGACCAUGCCAGCACCCCGCAAUGCCUGGAGAAAGCCCCCCUCGUCAAGUCAAACAGCUGGAGCACCCCUCAGACGUCCCCGAAGUACGCAUCGCUGUCCGCCCCCCAGCGCCACUCAGACAUGUGCGCCCCCUGGCAGCCCCUGUCGCCCCUGUACGACGAACCCUGCACCCCUGACACCUACGCCCAGGAGGAGGAGAGCCGGCCCAGGCAGCAGCCAACGCAGCAGUGUUGGAGAGGACCACCACAGAAGCAGCAGGACCCUCAUCUCCUACCCUCCUCCUUCCAGCUGCGCAUCCCUCCCCUGGGCAAGCGCUGCCGGAGGAGUCUGGUGCACUGCCAGGGUCUGGAGAUGGAGGGCCCUCAGGGGCCAACGGACCAGAGAGCUGAGGCAGACCAGAGAGCUGAGGCUGUCCCCAGAUUAAGGCUACUGCCUGCACCCAAAGCAGUGCAAGAGGAGAAGCUCUUCCCAUCGAUGGCUGCUGUGAACACCCCCCAGAUGCUGUAUGGUUACUCACCAGAUCACCACUCAUACCUUGAACCAUCCGAGCCAGAUGACCAGGAAAUGGACUAUGACAACAUUUGGGAGUACGACUGCAAUACCGAGAUAAUUCAACCCAUGUCUGGAAUUUCGCCACACUGGACAGGAUUAGACGUUGGGGCCAGAGGCCUGGGUGCCAUGGCAACCCACCAGCAGAGAUGGUUAUAAAACCAAACAAUGGGCCGGCACUCGUCUGGACGUGUGCAAACAACAGAUCCCUAUCAGAGAGCCAUUCAGUGACCCAGAGUGGAAGCUCACUACUGCAUAUCAUGGUUGCGCCCCAAAUGGCACCCUAUUCCCGAUAUAGUGGGCUCUGUUUAAAACUAGUUCACUAUAUAGGGAAUAGGGUGCCAUUUGAGACACAGGCCAUAUCAUCCACAAAGCUUGUGAAUAAUGUAUUUGUUAGAUAGUCAAAAUAAUGCUUUAAGUGGCCAUGAGAUAAAAGGUACGUCUUUGCAUUAAUGCUGCGAUACUGUGUACUGUAUGUACAUGCAGAUAAACAUGAUUCAGCAAAAACACUUUCCCACACAACAGUAUAAAAACUUGGGAAACUGAGCCUACCACUGUUAAUGUAGCAUUAAAAAAGUGCAAAAUGUACAUAGUUUCAAUCCCUGAGCGCUUGAACAUGUUAUUUUUUUUUUACUACUGUAUCUUUGCACUGCAUUGGGCUUCAUUUCAAUGUUGAGUUUUUUUGUUGUAUUUUUAAUGGGCAUUUUCUAUAACGCCGUCCUCUUUACAUGCUUUUAUAUUGUUCACUUUUUGAUUAAUAUAUUAUAUCAUUAUUAUAUUUUAUCAUCAUAGACAACAUGUCUUUGGUUGUAAGCUGUAAAAAGCAUUCCAGCAAACUUAAUAAUAGCAACACAUCUGUAUUAUUUAUUUAAUGUUCUGAAAUAACAAGGCAAACAUUGAUGGCUUGAAUGGAGUUGUGCUACUGCUGCAAAAUGUUGCUUGUCUUUGUGGCUUGUUUCUCAUACUUUUAGGUAUUUAUUUAUAAUAUAAAAAAUACAUCAAUAUUUUG